Messenger RNA from Tarenaya hassleriana, 1715 nucleotides. RefSeq names its product aspartic proteinase-like protein 2. Gene Ontology annotation, biological process: proteolysis. Lineage: Eukaryota; Viridiplantae; Streptophyta; Magnoliopsida; Brassicales; Cleomaceae. Gene Ontology annotation, molecular function: aspartic-type endopeptidase activity. The transcript is spliced from 10 exons. The coding region runs from base 149 to 1600 and encodes 483 amino acids. The record is from RefSeq and is a predicted model, not a curated record.
GUAUCUUUCUUAUUCUUUCGUUACGUGGGGUUGCGUUGUCUGAAGAUCAAUACAACCAAACAAAGCAAACCAACAAAAGUAAGAAAUUCAACAGGUUUCAAUUCGUUCUUGUGGUUCACGGCGGACACGGCGGACGUCGGCGGCGGAGAUGGAUCUGAGUAGGCGGACGAGGACUUGGCCGUGCCUUGCUGCGGCUGUUUUCAUGGCGGCGAUCCAAUUCGCCUCGGCGAACUUCGUGUUCGAGGUGCAGCACAAGUUCGCCGGCAGGGAGAAGAAGUUGGCCGACCUCAAAGCACAUGACGGUCGCCGUCACGCUCGAAUCCUCACGGCCUUUGACCUCCCUCUCGGCGGCGACAGCCGCGCUGAUUCCGCCGGACUGUACUUCACUAAAAUCAAGCUCGGGACGCCGCCCAAGGAGUAUUAUGUUCAAGUGGAUACAGGAAGUGAUUUACUGUGGGUCAACUGCGCCCCCUGUUCCAAAUGUCCAUUGAAAACAGAUUUGGGUAUACCGUUGUCAUUGUAUGAUUCAAAAGCUUCCUCAACAUCUAAGAAGGUUGGCUGUGAAGACGAUUUUUGUGCUUUUAUUAGGCAAUCAGACAGUUGCCAAUCUAAUGUGGCAUGUAGUUAUCAUGUCGUUUAUGGGGACGGUAGCACAAGUGAUGGAGAUUUUAUGAGGGACAAUUUAACACUGGAUCAAGUGACUGGAAAUUUGCAAACUACACCUUUGGCAAACCAAGUGGUAUUCGGGUGCGGGAGUAAUCAGUCUGGGCAGCUUGGGCAGACAGAUUCAGCUGUUGAUGGCAUAAUGGGUUUUGGACAAUCCAAUACCUCUGUCAUUUCCCAACUAUCUUCUGCUGGGGUUGUGAAAAGAAUUUUUUCACAUUGCUUGGACAAUGUCAACGGAGGUGGGAUUUUCGCCAUUGGGGAAGUGGAAUCUCCUAAACUGACCACAACUCCUAUGGUACCUAAUCAGAUGCACUACAAUGUUAAUUUGAAGGGAAUAGAUGUUGACGGUAGUGCCGUUGACCUUCCAUCAAGUCUCUCUAGUUUUGGUGGAAAUGGAGGAACUAUAAUUGACAGUGGUACAACUUUAGCAUACCUUCCGCAGUCUCUUUUCGAGUCACUAAUGACUAAGAUUCUUGCUCGACAACCCGGACUUAAACUACACAUCGUGCAGGAAACUUUUAACUGUUUCCGUUUCACGUCAAACCCAGAUGAAGGGUUCCCGCCUGUCAAUUUUCAUUUCGAGGACUCGCUCAAACUGAUUGUUUAUGCCCACGAUUAUAUUUUCUCGCUUCGUGAAGAUAUGUACUGCUUCGGUUGGCAGUCCGGUGGAAUGCAGACUCAGGACGGUUCUGAUGUAAUCCUCUUAGGAGAUUUGGUGCUUUCGAACAAGUUAGUAACAUACGACCUUGAGAACGAGGUCAUUGGAUGGACAGAAUACAACUGUUCAUCGAGCAUCAAAGUGAAAGAUGGUUCAGGGUCUCACUCCGUUGGAGCACAUGACCUCUCCCCGUCUUCCUCUUCUUGGACGGUGCCGAAGCUUCUAACGUUUUUGUCGACAAUGCUAAUUGUCAUGUCGAAUUUUUUGGCAUUGUAGCUCUGUCUCAAGUAAAGAACAUCGAACUCGAUUGUAUUAUUCGUUUUAUUCUUGCGGUUUUUAUACACUUUGGUUACAUUUUGCAUAGAAAAAAAAAAUUGGCACCAUUAUUUCA